Molecule: messenger RNA, 2319 nt
Organism: Myxocyprinus asiaticus (Chinese sucker)
Lineage: Eukaryota; Metazoa; Chordata; Actinopteri; Cypriniformes; Catostomidae
Exons: 5
Coding region: 121-1638 (505 amino acids)
Biological process (GO): regulation of calcium ion-dependent exocytosis; vesicle fusion; calcium-ion regulated exocytosis
Cellular component (GO): axon; synapse
Molecular function (GO): clathrin binding; calcium ion binding; calcium-dependent phospholipid binding
Source: RefSeq, a predicted model, not a curated record
GGCAGACUGAGAUGACUUUAAUGUCUAAGCACUGAAGAGAGAGCAUGACUGCAGAUCAGACAGUCACAUUUAGAUCUUGAUUUCACAAGCAGUGGCAUUGAACUCUUAUUAUCUGGGAAUAUGCUAUUAGAAUUCAAAGUGCAUCUUCAAAUGUUAUUAGCUGUUGGCUUGGCCAUCCUAUGUUUCUGCCUGGUGAUUGGCUGCAUCAUCUGUUGGUGGCGCCAGAAGUCCCACCCCUCAGAUGACAAGCAGGUGGGGCUAUUCCUACCCUCUUUAUCCACAGAUCAUGUGACUGUAACUCUUAGCCCUGCCCCCUCUAUCAACACUCUGCCAAUCAAACAGCAAUAUGAAGAGUUGGAUGGUGAAGUCCUGGACUAUCCCUCUCUUAACAGCAGUUCCACUCCUUCCGAAGACGACUUUUCCUUUUUUUCUCUGCCCCGUGAUCCGACUGAAAUGAAGGGACCUCAGAAGUCUCGUUUUAAUCUACGACGACUUAGCUCCCCCGCAGUACCCUCCACACCUACUAAACCUGCUGUCCGAGGCCGUUCCUCACUCCCAACAAUUCCUAAACUCAGCCUAGUGGCAAAGACCCGCCAAGCACUUGAUCGCAGAAGCACUGGGAUUGUUGAUAACCUCCUGCAUUCAGAAAACAGCAGUCAAACCACCUGCGAUUCUCUCUCUAGUCUCCAGGGGGCGCUCUCUCAAAGGCAUUAUGGCUCCAGAUCCAGACGUAACUCCAGUUCGCACAAACCCACACCAUCUCUUCACUUCACCUUGGUCUUCUCACCUACAGAGGGUAGACUCACAGUCACUAUUCUGGGUCUCUACCGGGGCUCUAGGAGACUGAGAGGAACAACAGUCAGGGCUAGUCUGCCUCCACUUUGCACCACACCGCUGCACGGCGGCCCUAUGCGCAGACGUAGCCUUAGUCUAGAAGUGCCACCACUGGUGUUCCAUCUGCAGGUGAAAUCAGCCGAAGAGCUUCAUUCCUGCACCCUCAGAUUGGAAGUAUCUAGCAGAGAUUUCUCUGGCCUGAGGGAGACUUCUGUGGGUGAACUCGAGCUGGCAUGUGCGGACAUCGACUGGGAGCCUGAUUUCAUGGUCACCCUUAAUCAUCAACUCAACCCUUUUAGGAGGAAGAAAAGGAAGAGUCAGAGUUCUCAGGAUGCAGUGGGGGAUAUUGAGCGUCCUGUUUUUCCUGUGAGAUUUUUGGGUCAGCUCCUGAUUCUGCUGCAGUAUCAGACACUUGCACACCGCAUGAAAGUGAUGGUGCGAAAAGCUGAGAACCUGCCCAAACUUACCAGAAUGCCUGGAACCCCAGAUCACUAUGUUGUCAUCAACCUAUGUCAUAAUGAAAAAGUAAUCAGCACUAAGGAGACAAAGGCCGCCAGUGGACCAAACGCUGUUUGGAACGCUCCCUUUCUGUUUGAUUUACCAGCUGGUGACAUAAGCCAACUUCCUCUAGUCUUGGAGUUCAUCGUAAUGCAGGGAAGACUGUACACCAAGAGUUGCAUUCUUGGUCUUGUUCUGAUUGGACACGAGGGUCCCGAAGUGGGAAACCAGCACUGGAAAGAGAUGUGCAGCAGGUCGCAGGUGGAGACAGCGCGCUGGCAUGAACUUCUACUGGUCACUCCAUAGGCCAUCAGAGCUUGAUUGGCAUACCCCCUAACCAAUCAGAUAUUUCAUUUCCAUUGAAAGCAGUUCCAUUGCUUCUAAUUUCUCCAUGGAAUUUUAGAUGGAGCCCUGGAAGAUGCUAAAUGAGGAACCUGGUUUGAGGAAAAUGUGAAAGAACCCACCUAAUGCUGCAUUGUGGGUAGUUUGGUGAACUUAACUAAGACCAUCAUGUGUCAUUAUUGUAGUUCCCUAAAACAUCACUGGUUACUUUUGCACUAUAGUGAACUGUGCAAUGUUUCCCAGUUAGACAGUAAAUCAGUCUAUGUCAAAUAUCUUUGUCAAAUAUGAUCAAGAUAGAUUUUACAGUAAGUUAUAAGUAAUUUUAAAGGUGAAUUGUAUAAUUAUAAUUAUUUUGAUGUUAAAUACAUGUACUUACAGUAUAAUAAUAUGCUAAAUCAACUAAAUGUAAAACAUUGGUAGGUUGGCUUCUUGAAGAGUGCAAACACUGUUACAGUGGCUAAAAAAAAAAAAAAAAAAAACAUUGCUCUGCAUGUUUGAGUGGCCCAACAUGCCAAGUACUGGCUCAGCCAAUACUGUGACUUUGGGGUGCAUUAAUGUAAAAGGGAAACUUGACCAGAGAUAGCAACAUAAAAUCACAGAAACAAACUGCUCCCAUCUGGUGUGUUUUAACUGGGACAAUCGCAA